This is a messenger RNA of Serpula lacrymans var. lacrymans S7.9, 546 nucleotides long. RefSeq lists its product as uncharacterized. Lineage: Eukaryota; Fungi; Basidiomycota; Agaricomycetes; Boletales; Serpulaceae. The transcript has 7 exons. The record is from RefSeq and is a predicted model, not a curated record. Bases 1 to 546 code for a protein of 181 amino acids.
AUGGCCUUAUACACUCAUAUCAAUAUCACUCUGCCAGUAUCAAACAUGCAUGGGAAAACUAAUCCCUUCGCACCUACAGCUACUCCUCAUUUUACAGACAUAUUGCCUCUGUUGCUUCCUUCUGCUGCAGGAUUCAGCAUAUCCAUAUCCAUCAAACAUCUACUGCUUUCUGAACUUCUCAAAAAUCCUUAUGUCACCCAGCUUUUUCAAAACUACCAGACUGUAGCUGCCAAACUUGCUCAACUAAAUCAGAUCCAGCAAAACAUCUCAGGCAAAAAAGAGGCCCUGGUAAACGAUAUAUGCAACUUAGUCAAGGGGCAGGAGGCCUGCAUACAGGAGAAGGUGAAACUUUUAUUAGAUAAACAGGCCAUUGUUUUUGAGAACAAGAAGCUUGUUGAAUAUGUUUCUAUUGCCCCAAGCAACUCGGUAUCUCAUAUUCUUGCCAACAGGACUCCUAUGGUUGUCUUUGUUCAGUACAAAAAAUCUUUCAACUACAGUUUCAAUGUGGAAUACAUUGGGAAGCAGGAACAUGAUUCCCCCAUAUGA